AUGUCUUCUGAAAGGCAGAAAAACACCGAAAAUGAAAAUGAAGAAUUUAGGGAAACCGAUCCGUUACGAGAAAAUCUGGAAGAACAAAAAGAAGAAAAGAAAAGAAGCGUCAAGGAAACAUGUUGUUAUGUUGUGAAAAAUAUCACGGUGGAGCCGACCAUGUUCUUCUUUAUUUUAGCAAUGAUAUUCGGAGUAAUACUAUCACAAAAUCUAAAUAUAGAAAAAGCAUGUCGUGUAAAUUUAAAUUUUACUUCAGAAAUUUGUGAUGCCCUUAAAUUACAAACUUUGGAAGAAGGAAAUGUUUAUGAAAGGGAGGUACAAUACCUCGUAGCAAAGGCCUUGUCAUGGAGAACUUAUAUCACAGCUACCGUGCCUUGCAUUAUGGCCCUUUUUGUUGGUUCAUGGGCAGACAGAACUGGUUAUAGAAAGAUCUUCAUUAUAACAUCUUUAGCAGGGCAAAUGCUUAUUAGUAUCAAUGGUGUUUUAAACGUAUACUUCUUCUAUGAACUUAGUUUAGAAGUUUUAGUUUUCAGUGAAGCUUUGAUUGAUGGUUUAAGUGGUUCUUGGUGUGUUUGCUUGUUAACUUUGUUUUCAUAUAUAAGUGCCAUUACAACUGAUGAGAAUAGGACAUUCCGUAUGGGGCUCAUUAAUUUUAGUUUAACAGUAGGCUUCCCAAUAGGAAUGGGAGCUGGUGGAGUUUUAUAUAGAAAUAUUGGUUACUACGGAUGUUAUGGAUUACUGGCAGGACUUAAUUUUUUCAAUUUAUUGUACAAUAUUUUCAUACUCAGAGAUCCACCACGCACUCCAGAGCAAAUGUCGCAUGAUAAUAAAGGCUGCUGUCACUAUUUGAGGUUAUUUUUUGAUCUCACCAAUAUCAAGGACACUAUACAACUAGUUUUCAAGAAAGGCGCCAAUAAUCGAAGACUUCGUAUUUGUACUUUGCUAGUUGUUGUCAGUAUUUUGUUUGGACCAAUGCAUGGUGAAUUGUCCAUACUUUAUAUAAAUACAAGAUACCGAUUCAACUGGGACGCGGUGAAAUUUAGUGUUUUUCAAGCAUAUAACUUCAUUGCUCAUACUAUUGGAACUAUUUUCUCCAUUAUGGUAUUUAGCAAAUAUUUAAAAUGGCACGACUCGGUCCUGGGAAUUAUAUCAACGUUGAGUAAAAUCGCCUCGUCCUUUGUGUACUGCUUCGCACCGAACGAAAGGAUUUUCUUUAUUGCGCCACUGGUAGAUAUUUUAAACGGAACUUCUCUACUGGCUUUGCGAGCGAUCGUUUCCAAAUUGGUGGCUGUGGAUGAAUUCGGAAAAGUGAAUUCGAUAUUUGCACUGACUGAAAAUCUUAUGCCCUUAGUAUAUGUACCUCUAUAUACAAAGGUAUAUGUAGCAACAAUGGAAACACUGCCUGGAGCAGUAUUUCUUAUGGGAUCUGCUAUGACAUUGCCUGGAGUGGUAGUUUUCAUAUUCCUGUUUUGGGAGCACAUAAGAAAUCAAAAAAGAUUGAAAAAACAGAAUGAUAUUGAAUUAUCGGAAAAG
Molecule: messenger RNA, 1533 nt
Organism: Brenthis ino (lesser marbled fritillary)
Lineage: Eukaryota; Metazoa; Arthropoda; Insecta; Lepidoptera; Nymphalidae
Source: the annotation of a GenBank genome assembly